AUGACUACAUUACCAGAUGAUCGUGAUCCAGGAGAAGGUGAUGACGAACGCGAUCGUAAACGAAAAUUAUUUUCAACUAAAUCAACUACAUCAAAAGAAAAAAGUAGUACAAUGUUAAUUGGCACUGAAACAAGUGAAGAAGCUUUAACAACUGCACAAGAUUUCAAAAGUCUUUUAAGACCAAAGAAAAAAAAUGGUUUUAAAUUAAUAAAAACAAAAACGAAAGUUUCAUCAGAACAAAAAGAAAGACGAUCAAGUUUAAAAGAUGAAAAACGAAAAUCAAAAGCAAAUCGUGAUAGUAUUGCAAGCACAGCAGGUUUAGUUGAACAACUCCGUCGUAUAAUAGGUUUAUCCUUAGAUGAAGCUAUUAAACAUAAUCCAUUACAGAAUGAUGAUCUUGCUGUACCACGAUUUUUAGUUGAUUGUAUUAAUAUUAUUGAUCAAGCUCAUGCGCAGGAUAAUGUUUAUCGUCAAGAACCAGUAAAAAUCAAACAACCCACUGAUCUUGAAAAUGCUUUAAAACAACCAUUAACCCCCACAUUUGCUGUUAGUUUACUAAAACGUUUUCUUAAAGAAUUACCCGAACAAUUAAUACCAGCCGAACAAAGUACUGGAAUAUUUAAAAUAAUGAAUGAUCCAAAUCCUGAUUUAAAUCGAUUUGUUGAAAUUCGAAAUCUUAUACAAAAAAUCCCAAAACCAAAUCGAGAUACAAUUCGUUUAUUAUUUCUUCAUCUUCAUGAUAUAAUUCAUCAAACAAAUACAAUGUCACCAUCUCAAACACCAUCAUCAAAAAAUAAUGAAUCAUCAUUUAUACCUGUUACUAUAGCAACAUUAAUUAAAAAUAAAGAACGUAUUGUGAAGUAUUUAAUUCAACAUGCAACAGAUAUAUUUGAUCGACCACGAACAUCAUCAGCAUCACGAGUUACAUUAAUAAAAAAUGUUUCACGUUCUUCACUUCAUUCUGAAACAAUUGAAGAAUUAGAAGCUGAAUUAAAUAAACAAGAAGCAUUAUUAAAUAAAAUGCAUGAAGAAAUGCAACAAUCUCAACCUGUUUCAUCAACAUACGGAACAACAACACCAACAAACGUCGAUAAGGAUAAAGAAGAACAAUUAUGGGCUCAACAAAGACUUGUUACAGCACUUAAACGAAAAAUUAAACAAGAAACUCGCCGUCUACAACAAAAUCGUCUAUCAUCAUUUCUUGAACAUUCAGGAUCAACAACGGCUAGUGCAUCAUUCUCUCAAUCAACUCCAUCUCAUCAACCAGAAGUUAUUUUAAUUGUUAAUAAACGCGAAGAAACAUCGAAAACUCAACAAACACCUGGAACAAGUGAUGAUAUACCCAAACUGUCAACUAAUGCUAUAAGUCCAAAACCUAUUCGGCAACGUGAACGAAGUGGUGUCGAAACAGAUGAUGAUGAAUUACUUGCUCAAAUACAAAAAGUGAUUGAUAGUAAUGCUGGUAUUAUAGAAGAUGAAUUAUUAAAAGAAAAAAUUAUCGAAGCUCGCCUUAUUGCUCAAUUAAAAACAAUUUAUAAAUCUUUUAUGAAUGAAAAAGACAUUAUAACAAAAUUAGAACAACAAAUGAAUGAAAAACCAUUAGAUUUAUCGAAUAUAACCUCAACAACAAGUACAACAGCAUCAGAAAAUGAACCAUCAUCGAAUCAAACUGUAGAUAUUUUACAAGAAUUAUUAAAUACAAUUAAACUGAAUAAUCAAUUAGAGACAAAAAUCGAAGCGAUUAAACGCAAUAUUGAUAAUGAAAAUGAACGUAUUGAAGAAUUAUGUGUUGAAUUACGUUUUGGAAGGUUAUCUAGUAAAAUACAUCUCAAUAAUAAUAAUCACACGAAUUCAACUCAAUCACCUGCUAAUGCAUUGGUACAAGUGACUAAAUUAUAA
Molecule: messenger RNA, 1899 nt
Organism: Adineta steineri
Lineage: Eukaryota; Metazoa; Rotifera; Eurotatoria; Adinetida; Adinetidae
Source: the annotation of a GenBank genome assembly